GACCGUUAUGGAGGCGGACGCCGAACAUCUCGAGAUGGGGGCCGAGUCCCUGCCGAGCGCGGACGAGGCCGCGGCUGCCGCCUUCGCAGAAGUGACCACUGUAACAGUUGCCAACGUGGGUGCCUCUGCAGACAACGUAUUCACAACUUCAGUGGCAAAUGCAGCAUCUAUCUCUGGGCAUGUGCUGUCUGGAAGAACAGCUCUUCAGAUUGGAGAUGGCUUGAAUGCUGAGAAAGCCACUCUGAUUGUGGUUCACACAGAUGGCAGCAUUGUAGAGACUGCUGGGCUAAAGGGAGCAUCUGCACCUCUUACACCAGGGCCUCAGUCCCCUCCUACUCCUUUAACAUCUGGACAAGAAAAAGGGGGAACAAAAUAUAACUGGGACCCUUCAGUGUAUGACAAUGAGCUGCCGGUACGAUGCCGAAAUAUCAGUGGAAUCCUGUACAAAAAUAGACUUGGCUCAGGUGGUCGGGGACGGUGUAUUAAGCAGGGAGACAACUGGUACAGCCCUACAGAAUUUGAAGCUAUGGCUGGAAGAGCCAGCAGUAAGGACUGGAAAAGAAGCAUCCGCUAUGCUGGGAGGCCAAUACAGUGCCUUAUUCAUGAUGGUAUAUUAAAUCCUCAUGCUGCCUCUUGCACCUGUGCUGCUUGUUGUGAUGAUAUGAGUCUGAGUGGGCCUGUAAGGCUAUUUGUUCCUUAUAAAAGACGGAAAAAGGAAAAUGAGUUGCCUACAACUCCAGUGAAGAAGGAUUCCCCUAAAAAUAUUACAUUGCUUCCUGGAGCUGCUGCUACUACAUUCACAGUGAGUCCUUCGGGACAGAUCACUACCUCUGGCACUCUGACCUUUGACCGAGCAUCAACUGUGGAGGCCACAGCUAUCAUCUCGGAAAGCCCAUCCCAGGGUGAUGUUUUUACAGGUACCACUGUGCAAGAUACAAAUGUUCAGCAGCCUUGCCGGGUCAAUCAUCCAGAGCCUCACUAUCCAAGUUAUCAAGACAACUGCCAGAUAUCAGCAUUCCCAGAGGCAGCCCUGCCAACUUCUCAUCGCAAAAUUGUGUGGACCUCACUUCCUGCCCUGGCUGUGCCACCUGCUACCCCCGCCAAGACAAUAUCUUCAUCAGUAGUCAGUGGACUUGAAAUGACAGAACAACGGAGCUGGCUUUACCUUGAGGAGACAGUCAAUUCCUUACUCAGCACCGCUCAGCAGUUGAAGACGCUGAUAGAGCAGGCUAAGCAGGCUAGUUCCUCAUACAGAGAAGCUGCUGUCUCCCAAGCAAAACUUCAGGCAGAUGUGGAGAGAAAAGAGUAUCAGAACCAGUUAUUUCAACAAACAGAAGAUGUAGAUGGAAAAACAGAAAUCAUCAUUAAGCAGUCCUGUGUCAACUGUGGCCGGGAGGCAAUGAAUGAGUGCACUGGCUGCCACAAAGUCAAUUACUGCUCAACAUUCUGUCAACGGAAGGACUGGAAGGACCAUCAGCAUAUUUGUGGCCAGGCAGCCUCAGUUACUGUCCAGGAAGAAGAGGUUCAUGUCACAGACACUGUGAUAGAGAAAGUAGUUGUCUGAACAAUUUUACAUCUUUGCUUUGUAUAAAUGCAUGUAUAGCAGACUGGCUGGACCAGCAAUCCUGCUCUGAUUUGUUUUAUACAAAAAAGCACAAACUCAUCAAGAAGAUAACGUUGCUAUUUGUAUGUUGCUGGCCAACUUAAGACUUUUCUCUAAUAAUGCAGAUGCUGAAAAUGUGUGGACACAUGAAAAUCACAGCAUCCCAUUUCAUAUAAAAACAUAACUUUGGAACAUAAUGUUCAUGUUUACAAGGGUCUCUUUAAGAACCCUGCAAAACUGAGGAGUGUUUUAAACUGUUGCACUUCACACCUCCGGUGGAUGAUGAUGGUUCUUUGAGAAUACUUAUACACGUUCUUCAAAGUGGGUUAUGAGAUCUACAUUCUUUUGAGAGUCUUCUAAGGUGGUUUGAAUAAAAAUUGUGUCCACAUUUUUCUGUCCCUUACUGACCUACCUCUCAUUAAAAGCAAAACAACUAUUGAAGAGCCCACCCCUUCAAUGGGUUGUUUUAAGGGUAUAUCUAGACUUCGGUGGCAUUUCUCAUGUCAGUUUUUGUGUAUUGGCUGGUGCUUCCUCCUGCAGGACAUGAUUGUCUAGUACAUUAUAGGAACCUUUCAAUUCCAUGAUUCUAUGAUUGUAUGUAAUAUUGGGAAGUAUAAUGUAAUCAUGAAAUUUCUUGUAGAAUUUAUUAAGUACAAAACACAUUUAGAGUAGUUUUUCUCCAUAUUAUUGGACUACAUCUCCCAGACUCAAAGUUGGAAAACCACCAGCCUAGAGCAUUUGAAUGCUAUAGAAGAAUAUGAUCUAAAAUUGGAGACUAGACAUCUCUCUCUCUCUCUCUCUCUCUCUCUCUCUCUCAUGUGCACACAACAUAUACACACGUACCUACCUACCUCUUCUCUUGCUUAUAAAUCCUCUUAUUUCCUCCUGAAGUGGAAGCAAGGCUGUUAAUGGUAGCAGUUUGGGAGUUUCACCAUAAGUCAGAAACAAACUGAUAGCACAUAACAGCAACAUCAAAGAGGAUUAAAACAAAUAAAAAGGAACAAAAAUAUACAACACAGUUGAAUUAAAUAAUGUAUAAGCUCAUUCUGUCAUCAAACCAAAUACGUUUCCUUUUGUAAUCAACUCCUAUUCAAAAUAGCAAAGGGAGCCAAGACACUAGGCUUCUGCCUACUCCAGUGUUACUGAACCUCCAGCUUUCUUGAAAAGACUGAACUUUGAUUGACCAUCCCUCUUACUUUAAGCAAUGUAACUUUAUGCAUAAUUAUAUUGUGCCAGUUUCCUUUCCCAUUGAUUAACUGCAGGGAUCCAUUUAUUGUCACGAUUGAGAUGACAGUACAUGUGCAACAAUCAGUGUGUGUGAUAUUAUUCACAAGGACCUGCUGAUGUUCAUGUCAGAUUUGUGUAACUUGCUAUAGCUACCUGUAGCCAACUGAUAAAGUUCUCGGUUGUGUCUUGGUUACAAGCUUGGUUAUAAGCCCAGAUGUGCUG
Messenger RNA from Pogona vitticeps (central bearded dragon), 3052 nucleotides. RefSeq names its product DEAF1 transcription factor (gene DEAF1). Gene Ontology annotation, cellular component: nucleus. Lineage: Eukaryota; Metazoa; Chordata; Lepidosauria; Squamata; Agamidae. Gene Ontology annotation, molecular function: DNA binding; DNA-binding transcription factor activity, RNA polymerase II-specific. The record is from RefSeq and is a predicted model, not a curated record. Gene Ontology annotation, biological process: regulation of transcription by RNA polymerase II.